Penicillium cosmopolitanum is the source of this 1746-nucleotide messenger RNA. RefSeq names its product aspartic endopeptidase. Bases 1 to 1746 code for a protein of 581 amino acids. NCBI's taxonomy places the organism in Eukaryota, Fungi, Ascomycota, Eurotiomycetes, Eurotiales, Aspergillaceae. Gene Ontology annotation, molecular function: aspartic endopeptidase activity, intramembrane cleaving. Gene Ontology annotation, cellular component: cytoplasmic side of endoplasmic reticulum membrane; lumenal side of endoplasmic reticulum membrane; membrane. The record is from RefSeq and is a predicted model, not a curated record. Gene Ontology annotation, biological process: membrane protein proteolysis. The transcript has 2 exons.
AUGUCCGACAUUCACGAUGUGAGCCCCGUCGCGGAGGUCCUGGGACAAGCUCUCUAUCAUUUCGACCGCAUGAGACCGCUUCUUCCCACAUAUGGCCACCUCGUUGUUUCCGCUCUUUUCCCCAUCUGGAUUGGCGCGCACGCUUCUCUAUCACGACCUUCCUCCGCCGCAAAACCUCCCAAGAAAGACGAAGACAAAGAAGAUGACACCGACGAUGAAGAUGAUGAAGAUCAGGGCACAGUCCAAAAAAUGGAAGGCCUGGAGCCAUCGGAUGCCUUGAUGUUUCCUUUGACUGCGGGACUCACUCUUGGUGGCUUGUACUUGGUGAUCAAAUGGCUGGAAGACCCCGCCAUCUUGAACAAGAUUCUCAGCUUCUACUUCUCCCAAAUGGGUCUCUUCUUUGCUGUUGCCUUUUUGAAAGAUAUUCUGUUGAUCUUUCGAUCAAUCGUCUUUCCGAGAUACUAUCGUUCUGGUGGAAAGCUCUGGCAGGUUAACCAAUCUAAGCGCGUUUUCCAAGCCGAUGAUCAAGUUCGACACUCCCCACUUCCUGGUGUCUUGGGAAUGAUCCCACUACCAGGAAAGGCUCUGGCCUUACUUUGGGCCACUCGGAAUGUCUCCUACCAGCGACUCAAGAUGCGCCUGCUUGUUCGAGGGAUCAUUGACGGCAAGGGUCUUGUUGGCCUUCUCGAUCUGUUCAGUGGCAUCUUUGCUCUGGGUGCCGUGGGGUACUUUGCAUUCAUUACAAAGCCAUGGUGGUUGACCAAUUUCCUUGGGUUCAGUUUCAGCUACGGCGCUCUGCAAUUCAUGUCUCCGUCCACGUUUUGGACUGGUUCUCUGAUUCUCGGAUCCUUGUUUUUCUACGACAUAUACUUUGUCUUUUUUACACCUUUGAUGGUUACGGUCGCUACUAAGUUGGAUGUCCCUAUCAAGCUGUUGUUCCCUCGACCGGCAGGACCGAAUGAUGACCCCGCUGUUCAAGCCCUGGCAAUGCUGGGACUUGGAGACAUUGUCAUCCCUGGAAUGAUGGUAGGAUUGGCCUUGCGGUUCGAUCUUUUCCUCUACUAUCACAAGAAGGGUGUUCAAAAGGCACAAGCCGAAGAGAGCGAGUCGAUUGUGAAACCUCAAUACCAAGCCGCAACUGGUUCAUGGGGUGAACGCUUUUGGGCACCGACGAUCGCACCGCGAGAGCCCGAACUUCAACCUCCCUAUCAUGAUGCUCGAUCUUUCCCCAAACCGUAUUUCAAAGCCAGCGUUAUCGGAUACGUACUUGGAAUGAUCACCACUUUGCUAGCCAUGCAGUAUUCCAAUCAUGCCCAACCAGCUCUCCUCUACCUGGUCCCUGGUGUUCUGAUUUCUCUGUGGAGCACUGCGUUCUUCAGAGGUGAAAUUCGUGAUAUGUGGGAGUUCUCUGACGGGGAAGAAGUGGACGAAGAAAAGGAAACAGAUGGAGAAUCUACCGGGGAUGCGAAGACGGAGAAGGAUGAAUCGACUCCUGAACAUAAGAGUCUGUUCAGUCGAAUUCUGUCCGGGGAUCUGAAAGCACUGACUGUAAGAAAGAAAAAGGAGGAAGAGAACUUGGAUCUGGUGUCGUUUUCAAUAUCCUUCCCGCGCAAAUCUGCUGCCAAGGACGACUCUUCAAAUGACAACUCCAAGUCCGAGGAUAGUAUGGUCUUCAUUCCAAGGGUUGAUCAAUGGGAUGAGGAGCCGCCGACCAAAAGAAGGCGAGGAACGCCUCGAAAGCAUUAA